AAACAACAACUCCUGCAUCAACAAACAACAAUAAUUAGUCAUCUCUCUCUCUCUCUCCUCUUCUUUCGACCCUAAAAGCUCUCUCGUCUCCUUUUAAUCAAUCCUCUCAAUCGAAAGGAUCGAAUCCAUCGGAGCCGUCCAUUUUGAUCGAUCUGGCGUUCCUAGGGUUCUUCGCCCUCGGGUGUGAUUACAUUGUGCUGAAAUUGGAGUGGUGUACAUGGAGAGAGGUGGGAGGAGAUCCGGUGGUGUUUUAAUCAAAAAACGAAGCUCCUCUGGUUGCUUGAUUCUCAAGAAGAAGAGCGAUGGGCUUGGUGACUUUUCUUCCUUUCCGGAGACGAGUGAUUCCGAGUCUAGCGAUAAGCCCCUCAUGGCACACUAUGGCAAUGUAGAAGAGCCUCGUUUUGGGGUGAAAAGGGAUUAUCCUGAGGAUUGUUUUCUUGGAAAUAGCAGAGAGUGGAAGGAGAGGCAUAGAUUAGAAGAUGAGGAGGAGGAGGAGGUAGUGGAGUUAUUGAGGAGAUCCUAUGAUGGUAGUAAGAAAUCAUAUAUGGGGUCUGCUCAAUUUGGCACUAAUAGGGAAUGUGGAACUGCCUCUAGUAGUAAAUAUUUAGAUAUUGAGAGGAAGAGAAGAAGGCCAUCUUUAGAUAAGAAGAACUACAAGCUUGACAUGGAUUCCGAUCGACCAAUCAGGGUUCAGGGGAAAAAUGGUGUCCUCAAGGUGAUGCCCAACAAGCAUAAUAGGAUGCUGAGAGGGUUACCUCAAAGUUCCCCUCAUGUCCAACCUCAAAAACCUGGGGAGACUGGUAAAAUACGUGUCGCUAUCCAGUCGCAACCUGCUGUAAAGACUGAAAUUAUGCUUCCCCCUGCAAGGAUACACUCCAAUGGGUUGAAAAUACCACCCAUGAAAAGCAAGGGCCAUGACCAAGAUUCUGAAGAUAGUGAUUCUUCAGGGCGGCUGCAGAAGAGGAUCACUCAACCUCACAAUGUUUUGAAGAUUGAAAGAGAUAAAACUCUACCUGAGGCGGCAGCCCUUCCAAAAACCAGAGAAGGGAAGGUCAAGCGCGGUUCAGGCACGGAAAAGCAAAGAUUACGUGAGCGAAUUAGAGAAAUGUUGCUGGAAGCAGGGUGGACUAUUGACUAUAGACCUAGAAGGAACAGAGACUACUUAGAUGCUGUUUAUAUAAGCCCCCGGGGAACUGCAUAUUGGUCUAUUAUCAAGGCUUACGAAGCCCUUCUUAAGCAGGUCAAUAGUGGGGAAGAAGUGGCCAAACCACGUGAAGUUGGUUCCGCAGCUACUCUGAUCUCGGAUGAGAUACUCAGUCAGUUAACGCGGAAAACCAAAAGAAAGAUUGAAAAAGAUAUGAAAAGGGUGGAAGAAUGUGCCAAUGAUAGUGAUGGACAAGGAAGUCUUGGAGAUUUUACAGCUCCUCUUGAUGACGGACUUACACAUGGCUCACUGGAUCUAUCUGGUUGACGUAACUUGGUUAUAGACCGUGGGAACAUAGUACACUCAGUUGGUGGAGGACUUCUUCCAGUCGAUGUUUCAUCUCCUGGUAAACCUUGCAGCUUCAUGAUUAAAACGUAUUGGAGCAGCUUGGUAUUAAGUGUGCACCAAUAGCUUUUUCCUGGAUCUUUCUCUGUAAUUUUAGCAUGUUGAAGGUGAUCAGUGUCAUUCUCUUGUUUCUUCUAUCAAAACACUAUUCUAGCUAGAUGUUUGUUAAAUAUUUUUUCUGUUGGAUGAAUCGGCAAUGACUCGAGGAGUCUUCUUCACGUAGCUUCUAAAUCUAGUUUUAAAUAUUAUUGCUAACUUUUAUUUAUUUAUUUAUGAUAAUGCUUUUCUCAUU
Molecule: messenger RNA, 1841 nt
Organism: Brassica napus (rape)
Lineage: Eukaryota; Viridiplantae; Streptophyta; Magnoliopsida; Brassicales; Brassicaceae
Exons: 4
Coding region: 218-1471 (417 amino acids)
Biological process (GO): negative regulation of DNA-templated transcription
Molecular function (GO): transcription corepressor activity
Source: RefSeq, a predicted model, not a curated record